AAUUUGUGGGAAUACAAAACUCAGCAGCAACAGCAUAAGAUCCCCUUUGCCUUUGCCUUUGUCCCUCCUCACUCACCUCUGCAAAGUGCAAACACACACACACACACACACAAAUGAAGCAUCUGCAUCUCUCUCAACUACCAAUCAUCAUCUCUCUCUUUCUUCUUCUUCUUCUUCUCUUCAUCGUUUCUGCACAUCAGUCAGAAUCAGCCCACACUCCUGAUCAAAUCACUCUGCAAGAUGAUGAUUUGUCCAGUGUAAGAUCAUUUGAAAAGUUGAUGGGAUUGGAGGAAUGUGGAGAUAAAGAUGAGGGCUGUUGGAAGAGAAGAAUGGUUGCUGAAGCUCACUUGGACUACAUCUACACACAGCACCAUCAACCAUAGACUCAUCACUUGUAUUUUAUAUGCUACUUUGUCAUGGAAUUACCUAUUUCUUUCCAAAUUUCAAGUACUAAAUUGGUGAAAAUUAAUUAUUAGUGUCCAGAGAUCAGAGUGUAUGUGCGUGUGUGUGUACAUAUGUGUGUAUUGGUGGAUGUCUGAAUUAAGACUAUUAAUUUAGGUGGUUUUUGUAAAAGAGAUUACUCAGAAACAGAGUUGGUUUUGCUUGCUGGGGUUUGUUUUUUUUUUUUUUUUUUAUGUCUUCCGGGAAGAUGGUGUGAGCUGUAAAGCGGGUUUCGCUUGAUGAAUAAAUGAAAUAGGUCCUGGCUCUUCA
This is a messenger RNA of Sesamum indicum (sesame), 711 nucleotides long. The record is from RefSeq and is a predicted model, not a curated record. NCBI's taxonomy places the organism in Eukaryota, Viridiplantae, Streptophyta, Magnoliopsida, Lamiales, Pedaliaceae.